ACCGGCGAGCGGCCCGGUCGAGAGAUCUGAGAAUUCUGAACGCACUCCCCUACCGGAGAUGGAGAUCCCCGCCGCUGCCAUCCACCGCCUCCAGUCCUCCAUUCGCGAGGCCGCCUCCGCGCCUCCUCCCUCCCCCUCCCGCGCUCCCUUCCCCUCCUUCGCCGACGCCGUCGCCGCCUUCGACCCCGAUGCGUCGCCGGAGCUCUUGUGCGGCCGCUGCGGCGCCGCGGGCGGCCUCCUCCGUGGCGCGCAGUCCGCCGUCUGCGCCUACUGUGGGUCUCCUAGGCGAGAGGAGGACGAUGGUAUCGCGUUCCGACGCAGUGCGGCCUACCGGUGGCUGCUCGGCUCUCUCCGGCUGGAUGGAUCCGAACCUGUAGAAUUUGAUGGUGACUCCACGGAUUCAAAUAAAAGCAAUGAGGCGCCAAAGAGCGGGGUGGUCUUAUCUGAUCUUCUGGACUUAAGACUUACUUUCCCCCCUGAGAAUAGGGAAAUAUCCGGAAGUUCCAUGAGCAACGAACAACCAUCGGUUGCAUCCACACUAAAUUUGCCCGGUGUUAACCUGGACUCAUUUUUCAUUGAAAGAAAAGAGGAGACAGCUGCUGCAGCUCUUCCUGGAACUCAUAAUGUAGUGCAGGAAAAGCAUAGCACACAUCAAAUGGAAACUACUACAGCCUUUGCAAAUUGGGAUGCUGACUUUCAGUCUACUGACUCAGAAAAUGUUGUUGGAGACUCCAAGCAACUUGACCUAUUUAAGGGAGCGCCAGUUGCCGAGUCUUCUAUUUUUCCAGCUUCUGGGGCUGCCAUCUCCCCGGUAUUAGCUGCUGGAAAUGAAAUGGAUUUGAGAAGUACUGGCCUAGAACAUUCAGAAGAUUUGGCUUCAGCAAGUGGCACAAUUAAUAAAGAUAACCUUUUUAUUCAAAAGUCUGUCCUGGCCAUUGUCGAGAGUAACAGUGGGCUGGUUGCUGAAAACAGUGUUACUGAGUUCACUGGGUCCUCCCUUAACGAGAAUUCAGUUCAGAGCAAUCAAUUGCAUGGAAGGGGUGACAGCGGAGUCAGCAUUGAGGAAGCUUUUGACGAGUGGCAAGAAUUUACAGGAGGUGGAAAUCAGGGCACACUAUCAAAUACCGGAGAACAUACAGAGGGCGACUCCUCACAAAUAAAAAGAACGGAUUCCUUGGCAGUAAGAAGCAUGGAAUCAUCUAAUGAUGUUGCAGGCAAUUCUGAUGAUUGGCAAGCUUUUGCAUCUAUUUCUGCUGAAGGAGGAGAUGUGAUGAAACUGGUGGAAGGAUCAUCAAGUGGUGAAGGAGGCUGUGAUUUUGGGAACCCUGUUACAGAAACAUCAAUCUCACCAGAACAUUCUUUAGAAACUAAUUCUGUUGAUUUGUGGCCUGUUGGUAAUGUCAAAGAACAUACCACUACAGAAAUUAUUAAGCAAACUGAUGAUGCAAGUGAUGACUGGCAAGAUUUUACCACAUCUGGCCAAGCAGAGGCUGCUUCAUUCAAUCAAGCUGGACAGCUGACGGAAGUUCCACAUUUCAGUCACAGAGAAAUGGAUGUAGGCUCAUGGUUCGCAGACAAUAAUACUAGGGAAUCAACAAACAUUGACUUAGUAAAUGGGAAUAAGAUAACACUGGAUGAUUGGCAAGGUUUUGCUGGUUCAGAUCAAACACAGCAAAGUUCAUAUAAUGUAGGUGGAGAACUGACGGAUAUUUCAUUUGAGCAGCAUGAAGGAACUGGUCCUGUGCAACUAUGGGCAAAUGCCAGCAGUAAUGCCACAAAUACUGUUUCAACAAAUAUAAAAGACGAUACAUUUGAUAUCUGGCAAGAUGUCACCACGUCAAGUCACCAACAAGAAAACAUACCUAAUGUUUGGAGAGAAGUGUCUGGUGUAUCAUCUGAGCCUGCUCAAGAAAUUGACUCCAGGGAUUUGUGGCUAACCAGCAAUGUCAAGGAAUCUAAUAGUAGCAGCAAAGGUGCAAGUAGAAUUGACGACUCAUCUGAUGGAUGGCAAGAUUUUGCUAGUUUUGGUCAAGCACAAGGAAAUAUAAAGAUUCCUGUGGAAGUACAGUUCCAAAAAGAUUUUUCAGGAAUUGAACCUGUGAACUUGUGGUCUUCGAGCCAUACGGAGCAAUUUAAGAACCUUGAACAGAUAAAUCAAAAUAAUGAUCCAUUUGAUGGCUGGCAAGAUUUAAAAAAUUCCACUCAAUUGGAAACAAACUUGCAAGAACUGCCACAUGAUCCAUUGUCUGACAAGCCCUCAUUAUCUGCGAUUGAUAUACUAGGGCUGGAAUCUGGGAACUAUGCACAGUAUGCUCCAUCCCAAAGCCAAAUAGAUAAAAAGGAUAAUUCUAUGGAAGCAAAUGCAGUUCCAUCUGGUGAACACUUGGAAAGGAGGAACAUAAUGCCACACAUGGGUGAUGAUGAUGCACUGUCUGCAGUAUGGGCAACGAGUCAUGAAAAUAACUCCAGACCAAAAUCAGAAGCUGGUAAUUCAAAUGUAGAGAAGUUGCUGUCUCAGAUGCAUGAUCUAUCUUUUAUGUUGAAAGAUGAACUUUCAGUACCUGAUAAACCAGUGGAUUCCUGAAGUUCAUAGCAGCAAUUUGUUAUCUGCUACCUAUCUGCCAAGACAGACUGAUCGUGGAGCUGUAGCGUUUCCCUUGAGGAACCAGCCACGUGAAAUAUCUCACGUGGUCAAUUUAUGUGGCGAACAAUCCUGUUUUCCAUUGGAAUGUGUGCCAUUUAUAUCAGUGCAUUGAUCGGUGGAGGAUUUGAGCAAUUCUCUGUUCAUUUCUCCAAUUAGUUAGAAGAGAAGUGCAGACCCUGAGCCCCAGUUCUUAUAUUUUCUUUCUUUCUGUUACUGCUGAGUUGAGAUUCGAGCGAUGUUUUUUGUUCUGUACCUGCAUGUAUAUGUAACAUUUUCGGGCCUGUAUAUGUUGUAUCGGAAGAUUGAGACGAUA
Molecule: messenger RNA, 2957 nt
Organism: Lolium rigidum
Lineage: Eukaryota; Viridiplantae; Streptophyta; Magnoliopsida; Poales; Poaceae
Exons: 3
Coding region: 59-2584 (841 amino acids)
Source: RefSeq, a predicted model, not a curated record